AUGGUGACCGACUUGCCCGCCGAGAUCCAUUUCCCCUUGGAAAAGCAGAUGCUUCCCGUCGCUGGAUCCAAAGAGCCUGGAUUUUCGCACAUCUACAAGAGCGCCGCUCUGCCCGACUUCUCCACGGACUGCACCGUCUACGAAACGCUGCUGCGUGCAAAGGACGAUAACCUCAACCAAGACCUCGCCGGUUGGAGACCCUGGAACCCGAUCACCAAGGAUUUUGAAAAACACUUUGAAUGGUACUCGUACCAAGAAGUCGAGGAGGAGCGAACCGCGAUCGGUUCGGCUCUCGGUCACCUCGCCAAGCAAGGCGUUCUCGGUGAGAACCUCGGCGCCUCAGAGUGGACCGCGGGCAUCUGGACGCUCAACCGUCCGGAAUUCAUGAUUGUCGAUCUCGCCAACAUGGCGUACAACCGUCGCACCGUUUCGCUCUACGAGACGUACGAUGCGGCGUCGGCGCAGUACAUCCUCGAUCACGCCGAGACGCGCAUCCUCUUUACCACGCCCAACCACGUCGGCGUCACACUCGCCGCGGCUCAGGCGGGUAAGCUGCCUCUGCUCAAGGCGAUCGUGAUCCUCGACGCAUUCCGUCCGGACAAGCAGACCAUCAAGGCGGGCGUCGUCGACGCUCAGCGUGACGUGCUCGCCAAGGAAUGGGCCAAGAGCUGCGGAGUGCAGAUCUACAACUGGUUCGAGAUGCUCGAUCUUGGUCGGCGUAACUUGGCGGCUCACACGCCGCACAAGCUCGACUCGAUCCACAGCUUCUGCUACACGUCGGGCACCACGGGUAACCCCAAGGCCGCCAUCAUCACUGCCGGUAUGGGCGGAUACGUGACCACCGCCAUGGCGUUCCACAAGCGCGACAGGGUGACGGUGAUCUCCUACCUGCCCACCGCGCACAUUUACGCGCGUCUGUGCGAGAUUGUGGUGAUCCGCACCGGCGGGCGCGUCGGCUACUUUUGCGGCGACACGACACGUCUCAUGGAAGACAUGGCGAUCCUAAAACCGGAAAUGUUUCCGUCGGUGCCGCGUGUGCUCAACCGUGUGGCGGCGCUGGUGCAGGCGCAAGCGGCUGCUCCGGGCUUGAAGGGCGCGUUGCUGCGCAAGGCGUUGGCGGCCAAGAUUGCUAACCACGACCGCGACGGCACGCUGACGCACGCGUUGUACGACCGACUCAUCUUCAGCAAGGUCAAGGCGGUGCUGGGCGGGAAUGUGCAGUACAUCACCUCGGGAUCGGCACCGAUUCGGGGCGAUGUGCUCAAGCUGCUGCGCGUCGUGCUGUCGUGCGACGUGCGCGAGGGGUACGGCCAGACGGAGAACUACGGCUUGUGCACAAUCAUGUAUGAGAACGACACGUCGCUCGGAAGCGUAGGUGCCGUCUACCCGGGAAUGCAGCUCAAGCUGCGCGAUGUCCCGGAUAUGGGCUACACGUCGGACGACCAGCCGUUGCCGCGCGGCGAGAUCCUGGUGAAAUCGCAGUGCACCUUCCCCGGCUACUACAAGGACGAAGCCAAGACCAAGGAGACUCUUACCGACGACGGCUUCUUGCGCACAGGCGAUAUCGGCGCGAUCGACCAUCUGAACCGCGUCCGCAUCGUGGAUCGCGUAAAGUCGCUGCUCAAGCUCUCGCAGGGCGAGUACGUGGCGAUCGAUAACCUCUCGGAGUUCUACGGCCAGAAUCCAUUGGCUGCGCAGCUGCUCGUGCACGGCGACUCGUUCCGCGACUAUCUCGUGGGCAUCAGUGUGCCAGAGCCGACUACGUUUGCGCCGUUCGCAAGCAAGGUUUUGGGUCGCCCGAUUUCGGCUGAUGACCUGACCGCGCUCAGCGACGCGUGCAAGGAUGACAAAGUGGUCGCCGCGUAUUUGGACCAGUACCACAAAAUCGCGAGGAACAACAACCUGAAGGGCUUCGAAUACAUCAAGGGCCUAUACCUCACUAUGGAGCCGUUCAGCGUCGAAAACGGUCUGUUGACUCCCACAUUCAAGGUCAAGAGACACGAGGCUGUCAAGGUGUUCAAAGACCAGAUCGACGCACUCUACGCCAAAGGUCCAGUCAGCGUAUCGAGCACAAGACCCAAGUUGUAA
Molecule: messenger RNA, 2088 nt
Organism: Mycosarcoma maydis (corn smut)
Lineage: Eukaryota; Fungi; Basidiomycota; Ustilaginomycetes; Ustilaginales
Exons: 1
Coding region: 1-2088 (695 amino acids)
Biological process (GO): long-chain fatty acid metabolic process
Cellular component (GO): membrane; endoplasmic reticulum
Molecular function (GO): long-chain fatty acid-CoA ligase activity
Source: RefSeq, a predicted model, not a curated record